Effrenium voratum is the source of this 285-nucleotide messenger RNA. Lineage: Eukaryota; Dinophyceae; Suessiales; Symbiodiniaceae. The record is from the annotation of a GenBank genome assembly.
GUACUGCUGCUGCAGCCACUGCUGCCACUGCAACUGCUGCUGCAACUGCUGCCGCCUGCCCUGGGGAUGCAUGGAGCACCAGAGCCUCACGGCCACUGUGCCCCGCUACUCAGCAACCGUACCAGUGCCGCUGGCGCCUAUGCGGAUGGAGCACAGCCCAGUCCUGGUUGCUCCAGUCGGGAGGCCCAUCUUCGACAGGGUCCAGGCGCCGGCGAGAGCAGCCGGAUCGCCGGCGCCGGCGCCGUUGGCGCCGUUGGCGCCGUUGGCGCCGUUGGCGCCUGGCAG